This is a messenger RNA of Ilex paraguariensis (yerba mate), 2018 nucleotides long. The record is from the annotation of a GenBank genome assembly. Lineage: Eukaryota; Viridiplantae; Streptophyta; Magnoliopsida; Aquifoliales; Aquifoliaceae.
AUGGCUCGACUGGAUAACUGUUCUGAGAUUUUUCAGAACCGGCAAGAGGAGGAGGAAGGUGAUUUUGUUGACUAUGGUUGGGCUAACAUUGGAAGCUUUGACGAUCUCGAUAGAAUUUUCAGCAAUGAUGAACCAAUAUUUGGAAAUGUGAGCCUUAGUAAUGCAGAUGAUCUAUGGUCAUCUUCUAAGGAUGUCGCGAGUUGUCCGGAUACAUCCAUGCCCUUGUCGAUGGAUGUUCCAAGUGUGGGGUUAGGAGCAUUUCGGAGUACAUCUGAGCAUCCUGAUGUCAAAACAGAAUAUGGGCUGGAUCAAGAACAGUCAUUUACCACUGCAUAUGCGAAAAUGAAUGAUAUCGGUUGUCUGCCUCUGAAGAAUGUACAGGCAAAAAUGAAUCAAAUAACCUAUGCUGGAGGGAAAAGUAAACUCUUAAUGAAGGACAAGACAGCUUCAGAAAUGAUUGGAAAAACUGCAGCAUUCAACCCCCACCUUGAUGCUGAACCUGUUGCAACCCCAGAUAACAAUGCAGACAAGUUGAAUAGACACAGAAAAUUGUGGAAAAUCCAGAAAAAGUCAGAAGAAACGAGAGAAGCCAGGCAAUUGCAGGAAUUAUGUGGUACCUGGCCUUCAUUUGGAAUCCAGUUCCAACAAUUUGAGGGCCAUUAUGCUCCACCAAUGGGCCUCCCUUGUCCAUCACUACUGCUCAAUCAGAAAAGGCUGCUUCAAGCACCUGAUUCUUUGCAAUACAAUCAUUUCUCCAAUCCACUUUUGGCUCCUCCUGUUUAUGGGAACAUGGCAAAUCAGUAUCCUACCCUGCCUGUUUUACAAUACUUUCAUUCUGGUGAAAGCAACCAUCAAGAAGUGCCUUCUGGCUACGAUGUUUCUCCUGGCAAUUCAAAUCGUUUAAACAAGACAUCAGGCACUCCUGGAAAGCAUCUAACAAUGACACCUCAGGAAAAAAUUGAAAAGUUAAGGAGACGACAGCAAUUGCGGGCAAUGCUUGCAAUUCAAAAACAAAAGCAGCAGUUCAGUCAUCAAGUCUCUUGUGCCGAACAAUCUGUUACUCAAAAAUUUUCACAUGAAAACCAAAUGCAGCUUAUUCCAGGAGGGAAUACUGAAGAUGAAGAAAAUCUGAGUACCCUUCCUUAUCUUGACCCAAACUCACAAGUAGAACAGGAUGAUUCCAACACAGUCUCUAUGGCUAUUGAUGAUUUUUCGAUGGAGGACACAAUACUUCAUCAACUUCAAAAGGUCAUUGCAAAGUUGGACAUCCAAAUAAGACUUUGCAUCCGAGAUAGCUUGUUUCGACUGGCUCAAAGCGCUAAGAAAAGGCAAUAUGCCAGUGAUACAAGCAGUACCAACGAAAGUAGCAGAGAUGAAAUUCUCGCAAAAGAAGAAAUAAAUAGUCAUAACAGGUUAGUGAAACAAAGUGUAGUUCUCAUUCUGUAUCUAAAAAUUGGAUACCUCUAUUUUGCAUAAUGAAAAGGUUAAUAGUGUAUUUUAUUUCUUUCUUUGAUAUAUUGUAUUCAAGAGCGCCAAAAAGAGUUGGGUGCAAACCGUGUUUCAUGACGUGUGCAAGAGCAAUGCCUGUCAGACAAUCAGAUCUAUGCACUUGAGGAUGCAUAAAUAACAACUCCAAGGAGCACUGUUCACCACAUGAGCAGGCUCCUCCACACCUCAGACAACUGCUUGUUCCUUCAAACUCGCUGGAUGAUGCUUAACGGGUCUAUUCUGCCAUGCAUUUCAUAAUAUAAAGUCUAUAUCCCCUCUACCUAUCAAACAAAUCAACCACUUGGAAAACGCUCAACUGCGAUGAGACAACAAUAAAAAGCAUCCGUCUCACUCCCAUCAAGGGCUCUACCACUGGCAAUCAUUUUUCUAGCUUGCAAAAGAUACUGAGUAGACAAGAACAUCACUUACCAAUUUUAGGAGUUUGUAGUACUAACUAGCAAUGAUUUAUAUGAAAAACAGAUGAGUGAGAUAUGGUUGAAGAGCAAUAAGUGUACUUUUUGCUGAGGAUA